AUGGGUUCUCGUUCAUGGCAGAUCACAACGAUGAUGGUCAUUUUUUUCAAAAUAUUAUUCUUGCUGACUGAUGCAGCAAGAGAUGCGAGUUUUGAUGAAAACUAUAAUGUAACUUGGGGUAGAGAUCGUAUUUUAUUUUUCAAGCGUGGACAUGAAGUUCAGUUAUCGUUGGAUCACUUAUCAGGUUCCGGAUUCGCGUCAAAAGCAUAUUUUGGAUCUGGGCUAUUUCAAAUGAAGAUUAAGCUACCCGACAAGGAUUCUGCUGGUGUUGUUACUGCUUUUUAUCUGAAUACAAAUGUGGGCGGGCACGAUGAGUUAGAUUUCGAGUUUUUGGGAAACAAACCAGGCAAACCCAUAGUUCUACAAACAAACGUAUUCACAGAUGGCGUUGGUGGGAGGGAGCAAAGAACCCGUCUUUGGUUUGAUCCAACAGCAGAUUUCCAUUACUACAAACUGUUAUGGAACCAACAUCAUAUUGUAUUUUUUGUGGAUGACAUACCAAUAAGGAUACAUAAGAACAAUAAGCUCAAACAUGACGUACCGAUAAGGGUAUUAAAGAAGAACAGGUUGAAAGGUAUAGGGUACCCUAAAAGGGCAAUGCAAGUGGUUGUGAGCUUAUGGGAUGGGUCUGAUUGGGCCACCGAUGGAGGUCAAAGCAAGGCCAAUUGGUCCAAUGAACCAUUUCAGGCCCAUUUUCAAGAUUUUAACAUUGAUGGGUGUCCUUCGAUACCUACCGUGCCUAAUAAGGAUUGUUAUUCUUCACGGUACUGGUGGAAUCGUAAAAAUUACCGACAAUUAAAUCAACGUCAACUCAAAGCUUAUGAAGAUGCGAGAAAAGUGUAUAUGAAUUAUGAUUAUUGUACUGAUAGGGGUAGGUACCCUAUCCCUCAUCCAGAGUGCACUGAGUGA
Molecule: messenger RNA, 909 nt
Organism: Cynara cardunculus var. scolymus (artichoke)
Lineage: Eukaryota; Viridiplantae; Streptophyta; Magnoliopsida; Asterales; Asteraceae
Product: xyloglucan endotransglucosylase/hydrolase protein 2-like
Exons: 4
Coding region: 1-909 (302 amino acids)
Biological process (GO): cell wall biogenesis; xyloglucan metabolic process
Cellular component (GO): apoplast; cell wall
Molecular function (GO): xyloglucan:xyloglucosyl transferase activity; hydrolase activity, hydrolyzing O-glycosyl compounds
Source: RefSeq, a predicted model, not a curated record